UCACAAACACCCCCCCAAGAUGUCAUCGUCCCGGCGCCAUUGCAGGAGAACCAGAGUUCCGCUACGUGGCUGGCAUGCACGGCAACGAGGCGCUGGGCCGGGAGCUGGUGCUCAACCUGAUGGAGUAUCUCUGCCAGGAAUACAAGCAGGGCAACCCUCGCGUCCGGAGGCUGGUCACCGAGACCCGGAUCCACCUGAUGCCCUCCAUGAACCCCGACGGUUAUGAGACGGCCUACAAGCUGGGCUCAGAGCUGGCUGGCUGGGCGAUGGGCCGAUGGACGUACGAAGGCUUUGAUCUCAACCACAACUUUGCCGACCUCAACACGGAGCUUUGGGACGCUGAGGAUGCCGAGCUGGUGCCCCACAAGUUCCCCAACCACUACAUCCCCAUCCCGGAGGCAUACACCUUCCCGAACGCCACGGUUGCCCCAGAAACCCGGGCGGUUAUCAGCUGGAUGCAGCGCUACCCCUUCGUGCUGAGCGCCAACCUUCACGGAGGGGAGUUGGUGGUGUCGUACCCCUUCGACAUGACCCGCACCUACUGGAAAGCCCAGGAGCUGACCCCCACCGCGGAUGACGCCGUCUUCCGAUGGCUGGCCACCGUCUACGCCACCUCCAACCUGGUGAUGGUAGACAGCGAACGGCGGCGGUGCCACUACGACGACUUCAUGCAGGAAGGAAACAUCAUCAACGGAGCCAACUGGCACACCGUGCCGGGAAGUAUGAAUGACUUCAGCUACCUGCAUACCAACUGCUUUGAGGUGACCAUCGAGCUCUCCUGCGACAAAUUCCCGCACGCUUCGGAGCUUCCCCAGGAGUGGGAGAACAAUAAGGAAUCCCUGUUGCUGUACAUGGAACAGAUCCACCGAGGGAUUAAGGGGAUCGUCCGGGACAAAGACACGGAGCAAGGCAUCGCUGAUGCCAUCAUUUCUGUUGACGGCAUCAACCACGACAUCAGGACAGCUUUCGAUGGGGACUACUGGCGCCUGCUCAACCCCGGCGAGUACGAAGUGACCGCCAAGGCCGAGGGCUACCACCCCGUCACCCGGACCUGCCACGUCUCUUACGAGAACAACCCCACCCUCUGCGACUUCCGCCUGACCAAGACCCCCAAGCAGCGUCUGCGAGAGAUCCUGGCCAAAGGCGGGAAGGUGCCCAAGGACCUGGCGCUGCGUCUCCGCCAGCUGCGUCUGCGCCAACUGCAGGCCCAGCGACAGGCCCAGUGAGGGCAAGGAAAGGCCACAAGGCAGCGCCCCGAGGAGGAUGCGGCUCUCGGGCCCUUCUUCCACCCGGGGUUCCUUUCGGUUUGGGGAGGCUUGCGAGAAUGCCGGCCCUCGGCCCCCCAAACGGUGAAUGUGCCUCCUGGACUUUCAAAAGAACCGAGAUAUUCUAGCCUGGCAUUUUAUGGAGAAAUAUGGUGAUAGCUUUGCAAAUACCUGAACGUUUCUCUUUCCUUCCUUCCGUCCUCUCCUUUUCCCGUCUUUCGUU
Messenger RNA from Pseudonaja textilis, 1488 nucleotides. The record is from RefSeq and is a predicted model, not a curated record. NCBI's taxonomy places the organism in Eukaryota, Metazoa, Chordata, Lepidosauria, Squamata, Elapidae.